AUGACGUCACCGUCUUUCUCCACAUCAUACUCUGACACCGGCCUGUGGGGUAUUCACCUCGUUUCGGAGAACUUGAUGAACUUGGAUGACCUUAUCCACUUUACUCUCAAGCUACUUCAGUUGAAGUCGAGAGGGCCAAGAGCCAGCACAACUUGA
This is a messenger RNA of Laccaria bicolor S238N-H82, 156 nucleotides long. RefSeq lists its product as uncharacterized. The record is from RefSeq and is a predicted model, not a curated record. The coding region runs from base 1 to 156 and encodes 51 amino acids. Lineage: Eukaryota; Fungi; Basidiomycota; Agaricomycetes; Agaricales; Hydnangiaceae. The transcript has a single exon.